Messenger RNA from Beta vulgaris subsp. vulgaris (sugar beet), 1820 nucleotides. RefSeq lists its product as hypothetical. The coding region runs from base 123 to 1529 and encodes 468 amino acids. The record is from RefSeq and is a predicted model, not a curated record. Lineage: Eukaryota; Viridiplantae; Streptophyta; Magnoliopsida; Caryophyllales; Amaranthaceae. Gene Ontology annotation, cellular component: mitochondrial small ribosomal subunit. The transcript has 7 exons. Gene Ontology annotation, molecular function: structural constituent of ribosome.
AUCAGCCCAACAAGUGAACCUCUCAAUCACUGCACACUCUCUCUCUCCUAAUUUCACCAAAAACCCAUUUCUCCAAAUUCUCUCUCCACCAUAAAAAAAAACUUACAAUCUCCGACGCCCAAAUGUGGCGGCGCUUUCUAUCACCGGCGAUUUCAACCACGCGCCACCACCACCACCACCACAACCUCUCCAAUUUCACCUCAAUCGCCGCCGCAACCGCAGCUUUUAACGACGUUUCUUCAAACUUCUCGCGUUUUUACUCCGCAAAACCCUCGAAAUCGACGCUUUCAAAGGCAAAGAAGAAGUUCAAAGGCGACGGAAAACACGACGAUGUCGGUGGUAGCUCCGCCGCUGAGCUGGACGCUGACGUGGAAGGAGAACAACUUCGAUUAAGGUUGUUGGCUGAGGAUGACAAGGAUCGGUCUCUUGAUGUAGGCCCCAAUGGUCUUCCUCUAUUCACCUCUACUUCUUCUCUCUCUCUCCUCUCUCACAAAGAUACUUGCUCUUACAUGAAAUUCAGAAUGGAAGAUUUGAAUGCGGUGUUGCCGGAAGGAUUGCCGAGUGGUAUGUUGAAAGAGUUUGAAGAUACGAAACGUGUUGCAUUAUUGAUUCGUCAGAGUUUUUUGGAUCUUCGUGAUAAUUUUAGGCGUAUUGUUGAUCCUCCUUCCUGGUCUUCUCCUUCUAGCAAAGCACCAAAAGUUAGAAAACAGAUUGUCUUGGAUGGUCCCCGAAGCUGUGGGAAGAGUAUUGCGCUUGCAAUGCUUGCUCAUUGGGCUCGCGAUGAAGGUUGGCUAGUUUUGUAUUCCCCUAAAGGUCGUGACUGGACCCAUGGUGGAUUUUUCUAUAAGAACCCACAAACUGGGCUUUGGGAUACCCCUGUUCAGGCUGAAAAUAUUUUGAAGGACUUCCUCAAAUUUAAUGAAACCUGCUUGCGACAACUCCCUUGUCAAACAUCUGAUCCUAUUCCUUUGGGAGAAGGUGCUGGUGUGGGAUUUUUGAAGGGAGCAGAUUCCAUGGCGAUGCCAGAGGGUUCGACAUUAUAUGAUUUAAUCCAGACAGGAGUUAUUCAUUCACAUGCUGCUGUUGGAGUGCUUGUCCGUUUGCGGAAGGAGUUAUCACUGGUGAAGGAUGUUCCAGUGCUUCUCGCAAUUGACCAAUACAACAAUUGGUUUACGUUUAGUGAAUACGAAGAAGUUGUUACACCACGCUCUUCCAAACCAAUUCAUGCUAAAGAUAUUGCAACAGUAAAUGCUUUCAGGCCUAUGACGCAUGAUGACAUGAUGGUCGGUGCAUUCUCACACUCAACAGCAGUGGGAAAGCUGCGUAAGGACUUGCCUGGUGUACCAAGUGAUGCUCGUAUUGACUUCCCUCGGUACACUCUGGAUGAAGCUGCAGCCGUAUGCCAUUAUUACCUUAGGCAAAGGCUUAUCCGUCGAGAAGCAUUCACAGAGGAGAAAUGGAAAAAGAUGUAUUACCUUGCUAACGGCAAUGGAUCAGAAAUGAGAUGGCUAUCACCCUUAAUGUGGUGAUUGAAGUACAUCUGUUCUCUGCUAAAGAUUGGCAUUUGUAUUGUGUACCUUCCAAUUUUGAUUGCUAGCUCAGGAAUAAUAUUCUGUUGUUUCCAUGUAAACACCAUGGAGUAGUAGCAGCUUAUUCAUAUCUUCUGUUUUCUCUCUUUCUGUUUCCCCCUCUACUCCUUUCUUUGGGGGGGGGGGGGAUUUGGAAGAAAGAUGGAGAACUCCACUAGCCUCAAUAUCAAGGCAUUUAGUUUGUAAACUUUUUUUGAUCAAAUUGGUAAUAAUAUGCUUUUUUGAAUUUUA